CCUGCCCCAAGGCGGGGCCUUUGUUUACGUUGUCCUCGAUGCGGGUCGUAACUCCGCGGCGGCCGUUGCGAUUUAACGAUUACGAAAAUUGCUUUUAUUCACGAGAUGCGAGCGCGCGGCCGCCAUGAUUGGCCGUAAACCUGCGAGCCAAGCCGCACUGGUUUAAGGUUAUGAGGCGCGGCGCGCCGCGGGACCCUUCUACAGUUCACAGUGGACCGCUCGCCGCGACGCGAAAGCGAAACCCAGGAAAUGGUGCGCGGCCGAUUGGGACUCGGCAGUGGCGAUGGCGCGAGGGUUCGUCCGGCCGGGGCUUUUGGUUUUGCUUGCCCCAGGACCGCUGACGCGGGAAGGUCGCCCUUGCGUUCCCGCCUUCAGCGUCGUCUGCUACUGCAGCGCGCGCUGCACCAUAUCGAUUGUUAGGAUGCACCGUAGUAUUUGUAGGGAUUAGUUUGUUUGGAUGCGGCGGCGGUAGUUUGAGGAGACCGCCGAGGGGCGAUGAACAUCGACAAUGCGGCACAAGAAGAAUGUUUGUGUGACGGCCGUGGCCAAGGAGGGCUUCCUGAUGAAGCAGACGUCCUCCUUCAGCCGCUGGCGGCGGCGGUACUUCAAGCUCCAGGGGACCAAACUGUACUACGCCAAAAAUAAUAAGGCUGUGAUAUUCGACGAGAUCGACCUGUCAGACUCGACCGUCACCAACCUCGUCGUGAGGAACGUCGCUCACACCUUUCAAGUGAUCAGCCCCUGCCGGCGCCUGGCGUUGGCCGCCGAGUCGCGCUGUUUGAUGGAGGAGUGGGUGUCGUCGCUCAAGGCGGCUUCGAACCGGACCGGCGGCGCCCGCCUCGGCAACGACUUCGAGAGCGGCGACCAGCAUGACUUCCUGUCCGGCCAGCACCACUGGUACGCCACCUCACACGCGCGGCCCACCUACUGCAACCUGUGCCGGGACGCGCUCUCUGGUGUCACCUCUCACGGACUGAGCUGCGGCAUCUGCAAAUGCAAGGCGCACAAACGGUGUGCCGCCAAGGCGGUCAGCAACUGCAAAUGGACGACGCUGGCCUCCGUCGGCAAGGACAUCAUCGAGGACGAGGAUGGGAAUAUCGUGAUGCCACACCAGUGGGUGGAGGGCAACCUGCCCGUGUCCAGCAAGUGCACCGUCUGCGACAAGACCUGCGGCUCCGUGCUCAGGCUGCAGGACUGGCGCUGUCUCUGGUGCCGGGCGUGCGUCCACACGGCGUGCAGGCCCGCCUACCGGGAGCGCUGUCCGCUGGGCCCCGCCAAGAUCAGCACGCUGCCCCCCACCGCCCUGCACAGCGUGGGCACGGACGAGGCGUGGGAGGCGGUGCGUCCGCAGGGCUGCUCGCCCCUCCUGGUGUUCGUCAACUCCAAGUCCGGCGACAACCAGGGCGUGCGUUUCCUGCGCCGCUUCAAGCAGCUGCUCAACCCGGCGCAGGUGUUUGACCUCAUCGGCACCGGACCGGGGCUAGGCUUGCGUCUCUUCCGGCAUUUCGACCCCUUCCGGAUCCUUAUUUGCAGCGGUGAUGGAUCUGUCGGCUGGGUUCUGUCUGAGAUCGAUCGUCUCAACAUGCAUAAACAAUGCCAAGUUGGAGUUCUGCCCUUGGGCACAGGGAAUGACCUAGCCAGGGUUUUGGGUUGGGGUUCCUCCUGUGAUGAUGAGACCCUCCUGACUCAACUGUUAGAGCAGUAUGAAAAGGCCUGUACCAAAAUGCUAGACAGAUGGAGCAUAAUGGCUUUUGAGAGAAAUAUAUCCAUUGGGACAGGCAAUUUAUCAUUCACCACCCAAGUGUCUCCCCCAAUGUCUACAUCUGCCAUGGCAGCUUAUGACAAUUCUUUUGCAUACCACACAUCAAAAAUUCUCCAGUCAGACGACAUUCCAAUCAUCAUCAAUGCUGCACAGUCUGUUUGUGAAAAGUUAAAAUACUUUGCCUUACAACUACCUGACAGUAGCCCAGGUAAAGAUGACAAAGAUUUUGAACAGCAAUGCAAAGUUGUUCCCGAGAAGCUUGAUUUACUUCUGCAAACUCUUGGACCAGAAGGGCUUCUUCUACUCCGAUCUGAAGAGGAAGAUGAUGGUGUGCACGAUGAGGAAAAGGCUUCUCUAGACAAAUCGGAAAAGGAUUAUGGAAAUCAACAACUGAGGCUGGACUCAAACAAGCGGCAACAGCUGUUGCUGAGGUCCAACAGCCUGAAAAAGGCUGUUCGCAAACUGGUAGAGCUGACUGAGCAGGCUGUAGAUGACCAAAGCAAGCAUACAACUAAACCUCCUAUGGAUACCCUCAAAGUUCAUCACGGGACGGAUUCUGGCUCCAGCUCAGAUGGAAGUCGUUGCCCUUCACCUGCCCUUCUGGGCUCUCGGCUCACGGCCCUGUCCCCUCUGCCAGACCUUCGCAGGGACUCUGGAGGAGAAGAUUUGUUUCCGAUACCUGUGCCCAAAGAAUUUGCUGACAGAAGACGCAGCUCUGCAAUGUCUGUUGAUAGUGUCACUGAUUAUUUGGGACGAUUAAGUCAUCGGAGCUCCUUGCAACCUCCUGAUGGUGAAGAAUCCAGACAGGAUGUUCUCGAUCCAGCUUCAAAAGUUUCUGGAGUCAAUGAGACCCACAUAGGAAGGAGUGAUGCCCAUGGAAAGGUGGAACCAAACAGACUCCCAAUUCUACCAGAAUUGAGCUCUGAGAUGAUUUGCAAUACCACCAGCAAAGUGAGAAGAGCCGGGCUUGAAGGAAGCUUUCUUCAAGUUGCGGAAGAUCCAAAUCGAAGAUUUAGUUUUGGUGGAUUCAGUACUGAUGGCACUUCUACCACAACAGAAACAGACACUGUUAAAUUUGAGAAAUGUAAACGUCCAAAUAGAGGUCGGCACAGUGUGGAUAGUGGUGAGGACCCUGUCUGGAGAUGCUUUGCAUUGGAGGCUAGUGAAAUUGCUGAUAUCAAACACAUAGACUCAUCAGAAACGUCUGAGGAAAGUGCUGAAGGUGCCAUAAGACUGACUAACACUACAGACGUGUCAAAAGAUUCACCAGUUCUAAAACAUGACUCGAUUGAUAGACAUGUAAUUGGGGGUCAGAAUGGGUCUGAACAUGGAGAUGGCACUGACCCGUUAGUGACAUCUGGAGAGGACAAUGAAUCAGAAGAUGAUGUGAAAUUUGCAAUCGGGCUCAGUGGUCAUGCACAAUACACAGAAGGUGAUACAGAUCCUGCUAUCAAAUGUACCUUGGCUCAUUUUGUUGAAGGAAAUGACAUUGCUAGACGCUCCAUUAAAUGCCGUCACAUAGCCACCAGGCGACCAGAGGCCCGCCGCAAGACAAAAGCCCAUAUUUGUGAAGAGAGUCACAAGACAACGUUAGAUGUGCCUCUGCUUCAAGUCGAUGAAAAUUUUGAUGAAGAUGAACUUCUUCCAGCAUCAAGUAUAGGGAAUUUAUCUGAUGAAAUGGACCCCUACCUCAAGGGAUUCAAAGUUUACUCACGGGAUCCAUCUCCUGAGGAGAAAAAAUCUGAGCCAGAAACUGCAGAGGGCAUUCUAACAAAUUUAAGUGUCCCUGAGCCUUGUCGAUCAAACCGCAGCCACAGUUUGGGAGGAGGCCCUACUCCUCCUUCGUCAGCUGCAAGUACAGGCAGCAGCACUGGGUGCCUCUUCCCUGAAAACGACCAAAUCCAGAUUCACAUCCAAGGCUCCAACAACAACCUGACAACAGGUCAUGAUAGUGACACCAGCGCAGGCAGUGGAGGGGGGAGCACUCUACACAUCCCCUCUCCAUAUCACCUCCAGCGUAAAAGUAUUGCUACUUCUUCUGCUAUUUAUCAAGAGAAAGAAAGGAUUCAUCAUAGUCCUUUAAAAAAACCGAAUGCCAGGGGCUUUCCACAUCCAGUAAUCAGCGUUGUGGUAGACCCUCCUUCUCCCACCCAAUCAGAAGAAGACAAGCAUCAUUUACCUGACGACAAUUCAUACCGGAGAUACAGCUGUGACAGUGCUGGCGGCAAAGCCUCACCACAGCAACUCUGGCGCUGCUCGCCCGCCGCGAGUCGCCGCAUUUCCAGCGGCAGCCUCCUGAAGGUCCCUGCGGAAUCUGGAGACCGCUCACUGUCCCAGGACGACUCCACACCGGGCCCACGACAACCAUUCCGUGAUCGCCUCCGCAGUUCGGUGGAAAGAGACCUGCAGGUCAGCAUCGACCUCAUGGCCUCGGUGUCGGCCAAGACCGGGGCCUCGUCCACCAGCAGUGCAGCAGAGUCGGAGGCAGUCCAGAAGGCCAAGAGUCUGCCCAUCAUCAAUCCUCUUGUCCGGCUGCCCAUGUGGCCAAAUGUGAGCAGUGCAGGAAUGAUAAGCAAGGCCCUCCUUGCAAAUGCGGAUGCUCUCUGUGCAGCAGCUUCCCCCUUGAUGGACCCUGACGAAACUUUACUGGAGGGAUUUUUUGAGAGGUGUGUUAUGAAUAAUUACUUUGGCAUUGGAAUUGAUGCAAAAAUUUCCCUGGAUUUCCACCACAAAAGAGAAGAGCACCCAGAAAAAUGCAGAUCAAGAGCAAAGAAUUACAUAUGGUAUGGUGUAUUGGGCAGUAAAGAAUGGUUGCAGAAAACCUACAAAAACUUGGAUCAAAGAGUUCAACUAGAAUGCGAUGGACAGAAAAUUCCGCUUCCAUCACUUCAAGGCAUUGUGAUUCUCAAUAUUCCAAGCUUCAUGGGAGGAACAAACUUUUGGGGUGGAACAAAGGAAGAUGAUGUAUUCCUUGCCCCCAGCUUUGAUGAUAGAGUUCUAGAAGUUGUGGCUGUUUUCGGAUCUAUGCAAAUGGCAGCCUCUCGGCUUAUCAACCUUCAACAUCAUAGAAUUGCUCAAUGCCAAACUGUUCAAAUUAACAUUCUUGGAGAUGAAGGGGUUCCAAUCCAAGUUGAUGGUGAAGCCUGGAUACAGCCUCCUGGUAUGAUAAGAAUUAUUCAUAAAAACAGGAUGCAGAUGUUGUGCCGUAACCGUGCAUUAGAGAAUUCCCUACGAGCCUGGGAGGAAAAACAGCGUUCACACCUGCCUCAUCUAACUGCAGGACUCAUUCCACACGAUCGUUUAGCUCCUUUCAAUGAUGAGGAGUUCUCACUUCUCCUUGGCUUUAUUGAUGCUUCCACAACUCUUGUGAGAUGUGUGAAACUAUUGACAAUACGGCACCCUUCAAUAGAAGCUGAUCUCUAUGAUUUGGCGGCUAAAACUCAUGACAGUUUAGAACAUGUUCAUCCAGGAGGAAAGCUUCUCACAGGAGGUGAUCUACGCCCAGCUGUAACUGGCUUAGUUGCCAGUGCAAGGCAACUGCAUGAAGAGUCCUGUCAACUGCUCAGAGAAAAGGCUCAUAAACUGCGUCUUAGAGAAGAUCUUGAGGGACAGCUGAGUUCAGCUCUAUCUAACAUGGAGGUUGAAUUACGGAAGUGCAACAAUGAGGAUGGGUGUGUUACAUUGCAGCCACUUCCCCCUGGAGAAAAUGAAAGAAAAGGAAAGGCUCGUGGGUUGUUCUGGUUACGUUUCCGCCGAGGAGAACGUGCAUCUCAUCCUGAUCGUAGUCGGCAAACAGCUGCAGAUGUGGCUACUUGGGGUACAGCAGAGGUUGCGUCAUGGCUAGAAUCUAUACAACUUGGUGAGUACAUUGAUUCCUUCACAUGCCAUGACAUUCGAGGGAAAGAACUUCUGACUCUAGCUCGAAGGGAUUUAAAAGAGUUGGGUGUCACUAAAGUUGGCCAUGUGAAGCGUAUUUUACAGGCUGUAAGAGAUCUUAACUCAUGAGACUUGUCAGAAAAGAAAGGAAAUUUUCAUGUUGGCAUUGACUUAAGCUUAUAAGUGUAACAAAACUCCCAGAAUUUAGCAUUCCUUUGCCUGGAAAAAAAAAUUAAAUUAAAAAAAGUGUGUUUUCUGUUUACUUACUUGUUUUUAAAAGAGUGAUAUGCAAUACUGUACCUUCUCUUCAUAGCAUUGAAAAGUGUCUUAAAAAAUAUGUUCACAGAGCUAUGCAAUAUAUUGUGCAAUAUAUUAUCUUGCAAUCAAAGCAAUACCCAAAAUAUGGCACUGCUGCAAAUUUGUUCCAACUAAUAAAUUUUUACAGCAAUCUUAAAAACUUAUUUGAUACAUAGUUUUAAUACUACAUUUUUUACUCUACUGUAUGUUCCAUACACGGUGCUCUUCAGUACUAGUUGAUUGUUAUUCAAAUUUUACAUGUACUAGUUAUUAAAAGAUGUGUGUAGAAUGUAAUUCUUGAAUUAUUUUGAUUCUAUAUAUGUUGCCAACAUGGUUUGUGAAUUUUUACAUGAAGCAAUAUUCUUCUGUAUGGUCGUGCUCUGUUCAGUUCACGUCUUUGUAAAACUUAAAGUUUAAGAUCGUCAAAAACGCAAGCAGAACGAACAAGAGAUCAGUCAUCAGGGCUGCAAAUUAAGAGGAACAUUAUUUUUCUUCCUUUCUUAGUACUUAAACCUUAAUUCGAACUGAAGCAAUGUAGACCAAUUACAAUUGAGUUAGAUUGUACAUUAACUUAUUUGCUGCGGCUGACCCUCAGAGGCCACUACACCACAUGCAUCAUUCCACGGCAUACUUAUUCUGGUCCAAUAGUUUGUUCAUUAUAUUUUUUCUCUUAAAAAAUUAAGACUUGAGUCAUCUAUGAACAUCAAGGAUGGAUGCACUUGAAAACAAAUCUGUGCAUCUAGUUAUACCAAAAAAAAAGACUUUUCUAAAUAUUUUAAAUUUGUCAUUCUGUCUUUGAUCUUUAAAUUUGUGCAACCUGGACCAGAUGCACAAAUGAGCAGCUACUUUUUGCUGUUAUCUCUCUGCUCUUUGUUCUUAUAUGUACAGUUUUUCUAGCAUAAUGUUAUCAGUAUUUUUGUUUUGUAAUCCUUAAACGUAACCUUCUUAAACAUGUGAUUCAAAUUACUGUAAUUUAAUCUUCCCGAGUCUAGUUAUCCUUCAUGUAGUUACACCUUAAUGUUGUGUAUUGUGUCUGUGAAUGUUUGGAUGAUGUGAGUUCACACAAGACAUCUCCCAUCUACUUGUACUUAUGUUAACUCUUCCUUCAUUUUAUUUUGAUAUAAAUCUUUAAUGCACAGUACAAAGUAGUAAAAUGAAAAAUCAACAUCUUUUGCAAAUUUUAAUGUGACUUAGAAUGGAAGAGACAAAUAGGUAGAUUCUGAUUUCUUGAAUCUUUAUCCCUCAAAAUGCUUAUCUUUGUUGAUGCAUUGUUGUAUUUUGCAUAGAAGUGUUUGCAUAAUAAUAUUAUAUUUCUUGUCAUAGCAAUAUCUUAUGAAUCCCUUGUAGAAGUACUUUAUGCUGACUGUUAUGUGGUAAUUAUCUUCUUAUGUUUAAGAGACAUACAUUCUUAGCUAUUUCUUAUGGCAAAAGAUCAUUACUUCUUGUAACUAUGGUCAGGAAUUUUCCUGUCUUUUUAUUUGUUGCAAAGACUGUUCUUUCAUCUGUGAUAAUCUUACUCUUGUCCCUCUAACAUUUAUGUUUUAUACUUUGAGGUGUACCCUUGUCUUUUGUGUACUCUUCUUGUGUUAUUAAUUGCUCUAUGCAAUCGUAACUGGCAAUUUAAAAGCAAGUUUUCUUAACAAGCCAUAUGUUUCCUCUAUCUUAAAUGGAGAAUCUUCUUUUAAAAUGGCUGUUCCCAAAGAAUAGCAUAUUUCUAUUAUACUUUUGUUACCUCCUUUCCAUUUUGCUGUAUUUUUUAGCUUCUCUUUUUUACACUUUCGAUUCUUUUAAAAUUGGUAAGAGGAUGUAUAUAUAUUACAUACCCUAUUUCAGGCAUAUUUUCAACACACACCCUCCUCAGCGUACCCUGGAUAUCCUAGGUACCCAAAUAUUUGAUGGGCCGGGUCAAAAUAGGGUACAUAGUAUAUGGAUGUCCUCUAAAACCUCUAGAAGUUCCAAAAAUAUUUUUGCAUAGGAUUUCAUUUUGAAGUUUUCGCAAUUUAAACAGAUUGGUGACUGCGUCGAGUUCUCAUUCUGCCUGGAUUCUCAGUAAAAUUAAUUAUUUUUCUCUUGUGUCAUCAUUUUAUUCAAAAUCUUUACAUCACAUGAUGAGUAGCAGCCGAAGAUUGAUUUCUCUUUACCCGCUGUGAUACCUAGGAUCAAACAGUUAUUCCUAAUCUCUUUUGUUUUUCUUUCAAAUCAGUAUUACAAGCAAAGGGCAGAACAUUUAGUCCUUUUUGUGCACCCUAAUAUAUAUUGAUGAUGUACAUCACAUGUUCCUCUCUAGUUGUCUUUUCAAGGCAUAUUAAAACUUAUAACCAAGUGGUCUGAAUAAACCUGCUUCAUGCAUGGUUAAUUUGGAUGCAACCCAAAACUAUACUUGUAUCAAAAUUUAGAGUAGGUCAUAGACCUCUAUUAUUUUGCAGUUCAAUGUGUGUUAGUCUUUGUUGACGUUGAUCAUGAGGCUAUACAUCAUUUUCACACUGUUUUUGAAAUUAUUUACCAUUGCACUUUGACAGAUUUGCAUGAAGGCACAAAAUGCAUUUAUGAAUCUUACUCACAUCAGUACUGUACUCGUUAUAUGAUCUCAAGCCUGACUCGUGUGUGAAAAUAUAGAGAUACAAUAAACCAUCAA
Molecule: messenger RNA, 8570 nt
Organism: Thrips palmi
Lineage: Eukaryota; Metazoa; Arthropoda; Insecta; Thysanoptera; Thripidae
Product: diacylglycerol kinase eta
Exons: 28
Coding region: 509-5767 (1752 amino acids)
Biological process (GO): diacylglycerol metabolic process; intracellular signal transduction; lipid phosphorylation
Molecular function (GO): ATP-dependent diacylglycerol kinase activity; protein binding
Source: RefSeq, a predicted model, not a curated record